AUCCAUGUCUUGCUUCACUUUGCUUUUUUCCUUUGUAUCCGUUGAAGCUUUCUUUUUUCUUUCUCUUUAAAGCAUCGAAACCACUAUGUUCCCUAACUUUUACCAGUCUUUAAGCCCUCCUUGAAAUCUUUCUUUCUAAUCGUUAUUUCUCUUAACAUUUUCUUUCACUUUUCCCAGAAAAUUCCAUCCCUCGCCGGAACCAAUGCCGGUCAGCGGCGAAACCGACGACAACAACGAAAACAAUUCUAUAACUCAUAUUCUUUCAUCAAAAACACCGUUGUUCAAACUUAAACUUUAUAUAGUAAUCUCAAUCCUCGUAGUCUUCGUACUUCUGUUUUCUUUCGCAAUCUUCUUAUGUUUCCGUCUAAACAGAAACGCGCGCAAGCGGAAGGUGAAGCAUAGCUCAGGUCUUAUUCCGUUGGUCUCCAAAGAGAUCGUCGAGAUCAAGGCGUUGGAUCAAAACGUAGGUUGCUUUACAGAGGAGGGCAAAAUGGGGAAUGUGGUUCCCAAGAAGAGUAGAGAAGGAGUUAGCGAUGAUGCCUCGGGAGCCAGUGAUGUGUCGGCGGAUGUUCAGAAUAUCGGGUGGGGUCGGUGGUAUAGCAUGAAGGAGCUCGAGAUGGCGACACGUGGAUUCGCCGAGGAGAAUGUGAUCGGUGAAGGUGGAUACGGUGUCGUAUUCAGAGGCAUUUUGCAAGACGGUUCUGUCGUUGCUGUAAAAAAUCUGCUUAAUAACAAGGGCCAAGCAGAGAAGGAGUUCAGCGUGGAAGUUGAAGCCAUUGGCAAAGUGAGGCAUAAGAACUUGGUUGGUCUAGUUGGAUAUUGCGCGGAAGGAGCUCGAAGGAUGCUUGUGUAUGAAUACGUUGACAAUGGGAACUUGGAGCAAUGGUUGCAUGGUGAUGUAGGGCCUAUUAGUCCUCUUACGUGGGAUAUAAGAAUGAAGAUUGCAAUAGGAACGGCAAAAGGGUUAGCCUAUUUGCAUGAAGGGCUGGAACCUAAAGUUGUGCAUCGCGAUGUAAAAUCAAGUAAUAUUCUUCUGGACAAAAAGUGGAACCCAAAAGUAUCAGAUUUUGGAUUAGCCAAGCUCUUGGGUUCUGAAGCAAGCUAUGUGACUACACGUGUAAUGGGGACAUUUGGUUAUGUAUCCCCGGAAUAUGCAAGCACAGGUAUGCUUAAUGAGGGAAGUGAUGUCUAUAGUUUUGGAGUUCUACUCAUGGAGAUAAUUACAGGGAGAAGCCCAAUUGAUUAUUCUAGGCCACCUGGAGAGAUGAACUUAGUUGAUUGGUUCAAAGGUAUGGUAGCAAGUCGUCGUGGAGAAGAUCUUGUGGACCCAUUGAUUGAAGUUCAACCCUCACCUAGGGCUUUGAAACGAGCAUUGCUUGUUUGUCUCCGCUGUAUAGAUUUGGAUGCCAAUAAGCGCCCAAAAAUGGGGCAGAUUGUUCAUAUGCUUGAGGCAGAUGAUUUUCCUUUCCGCUCUGAGCACCGGCUGGCGCAGGAGAGAGAUACCAUUCCAUCCUCUGUGCCAAUAUCCAAGAAAAUUCCCCAUCCAAAGCGUGUUGAGAAUGUUGAUGCAGAGAAAUCAAGAUGGAGAUAAUUGUUGUUGGUUCAAGGCAGUAUGGUUCCUAAGGUCAGAUUAUGUUGUAGAAUAAGUUCUCUACUAGUUUACAUGAAAAGAUUACUCACCUUGGAUGUGCACAUAUAUAAUUUUUCUUGGUUACUUUUUGUUGAUACACUGCGGCAUUUUAGAUUUCAACCAGCCUUGUAAAUAUGUACCCCCUCUUUUUUUGUAAAACAAUAUGUACUUGCCUUUUAAUAUUUGAUAUUAUACCAGUCUGUUUAAGAAUGUCAAUCCUGUCUAUUCCUGUAUUGAUGAAGACCAUGAUAUACUUGAUGUCUGCCAAAGACUUGUUCCGUAUAAAGGAAGUAUUGUUUAA
Messenger RNA from Durio zibethinus, 1931 nucleotides. RefSeq names its product putative receptor-like serine/threonine-protein kinase At4g34500. Gene Ontology annotation, molecular function: ATP binding; protein kinase activity. The record is from RefSeq and is a predicted model, not a curated record. Lineage: Eukaryota; Viridiplantae; Streptophyta; Magnoliopsida; Malvales; Malvaceae. Gene Ontology annotation, biological process: protein phosphorylation.